UUUGACUUUGUGGGCUGUUUCUUUCGCCGAUGACACGAGCAAAAUUACCACCACCACUAAACCCCCCGCUCUCAAGAGCACUUCCAGCAUCAGUAUCGUUACAGAAGAGUCUCAGAGAAACGCCGCCACCACCACCAACUCAAACGCGGGCUUCGAUCUGGACGGCGCGAUGAUAAACAGAGCUCUGUAUGUUCUGAUCGGGAUCACGUCCAUCGGAGUUCUGUAUUUCUUAGUGAGAGCUGUCCGUCUGAAGAAAACCGGUGUUAAGAGAAAGAAAUACGGGCUCCUGUCAAACUAUGACGACACAAUGGAAAUGGCCCACCUAGAAAGCGACGAGGACGAUACCACUGUUUAUGAAGCCAAAUCUUUUAGAAGGUAG
Molecule: messenger RNA, 379 nt
Organism: Sinocyclocheilus grahami
Lineage: Eukaryota; Metazoa; Chordata; Actinopteri; Cypriniformes; Cyprinidae
Product: membrane protein FAM174-like
Exons: 2
Coding region: 170-379 (69 amino acids)
Cellular component (GO): extracellular region
Source: RefSeq, a predicted model, not a curated record